Molecule: messenger RNA, 5066 nt
Organism: Prosopis cineraria
Lineage: Eukaryota; Viridiplantae; Streptophyta; Magnoliopsida; Fabales; Fabaceae
Exons: 11
Coding region: 509-4495 (1328 amino acids)
Source: RefSeq, a predicted model, not a curated record
AUUAUUUUAAUUUUGAUUUCUUUCCUUCUGUUCUCUCUCCCCAUAUUCUAUCAUCCUGUGCCUGCCAAUAUAUUUUCCAUUUCAUAAACCCCUUGAUAAUGUACAUAGCUAUGUGCAAUAGCUUCCUCAACGUGAAACCCGUUCUCUCUGCUCAAUUGGCUUUAAUCCCAAUUUCCAUGCGCACUUCUCCCUCCUUGCUAAGCCUUGUUUUUGAUCGAUGCAUAAUUUGUAUUAGCCACUUGAUUUGAUGCUCAAGCAUCUGUUCCCGCAUUUGCAUAUUGCUUCUCUGUGCCCGCCACGCUUCUGCCAUCGUUGCUGAUUCGCCGACACUUCAACUGUUUUUCAGGCUUCCGCUUGGAUUCAUCGAGUUUUUCUCGCCUCUGAGUUAGUUUGUAGUUUUCAAAGUUAUCAGAAAGUCUUUGGUGGUGGUGUCUUGUCCUGCGGUGGGAGGUUUAUUAGAGAGUUUGAAGGUUGAAAGAUUGAAAGCAAAGGCAAAGCUUAGGUUUGCAUGGGCGAACAUGAGGGGUGGGCACAGCCCUCUGGUGGUCUAUUGCCAAAUGGUCUGUUGCCCAAUGAGGCUGCCUCGGUAAUUCGAGUGCUUGACUCAGAGAGAUGGUUAAAGGCUGAAGAAAGGACUGCAGAACUCAUUACCUGCAUUCAGCCUAACCCACCCUCUGAAGAACGUCGAAAUGCAGUUGCUGACUAUGUGCAGCGGCUGAUCAUGAAGUGCUUCCCCUGCCAGGUGUUCACCUUUGGGUCUGUGCCCCUUAAAACUUAUUUGCCUGAUGGAGAUAUUGACUUAACGGCAUUCAGUAAAAAUCAAAAUUUGAAGGAUACAUGGGCACAUCAGGUUCGUGAUAUGCUGGAGAGUGAGGAGAAGAAUGAGCAUGCAGAGUUCCAUGUGAAAGAGGUCCAGUACAUCCAGGCUGAAGUGAAGAUUAUAAAAUGUCUCGUUGAAAAUAUUGUGGUUGACAUAUCAUUUAACCAGCUUGGGGGGUUAUGUACCCUUUGUUUUCUUGAGGAGGUUGAUAAUCUGAUUAACCAAAAUCAUUUAUUCAAGCGUAGUAUCAUACUGAUAAAAGCCUGGUGUUAUUACGAGAGCCGUAUACUUGGUGCCCACCAUGGACUCAUCUCAACUUAUGCAUUAGAAACUUUGGUUCUUUACAUAUUUCAUGUUUUCAACAAUUCUUUUGCUGGACCACUUGAGGUAUUGUAUCGUUUUCUGGAGUUUUUCAGUAAGUUUGACUGGGAUAAUUUCUGCGUAAGCCUAUGGGGUCCGGUACCCAUUAGUUCUCUCCCAGAUGUUACAACUGAACCUCCUCGAAAAGAUGGUGGAGAUUUACUGCUUAGCAAGUUGUUUCUUGAUGCUUGUAGCUCAGUUUAUGCUGUUUUCCCUGGCGGUCAAGAAAAUCAAGGGCAAACCUUUGUUUCCAAGCAUUUUAAUGUUAUUGAUCCUUUGCGUGUUAACAAUAACCUUGGUCGUAGUGUCAGCAAAGGUAAUUUCUACAGGAUACGUAGUGCUUUUGCAUUUGGGGCUAGAAGGCUUGCCAGAUUACUUGAUUGCCCAAAGGAGGACUUAUAUUCUGAGGUCAAUCAGUUCUUUAUGAACACUUGGGACAGACAUGGAAAUGGGCAGCGGCCUGAUGCUCCAAGCAAUGACUUAUGGAGUUUGAGAUUAUCUAAUCAUGACCAAUUACAGGGGUCUCAGAAUCUCAGGAAAAACAGCCAAAAAAUUGAAAAUAUCAGUGAUCGUAAAUACCAAGCUGAAGGGACACACGGUUCACGAAGUGGCCCAUCUCAUCAUAGUAGCUCAUUUAAGAGUAGUGAUGCUUCUACUGGAUCACAUACACAAAGUGGAAAGGCCCAUAGCAACCAAAACAAUUUAAGGACCUCUGACCAGGUCAAAAGGGAAAUCAGUUCUAAUCAGCAUGCUUAUGUUGAUAAAGGUCAGGGAAAUGUUAAACACAAUAAUCCAAUGAUUGAUAUUCAAGGAAGAUUUGUAUUUGCAAGAACCCGCUCCAGUCCUGAGUUGACUGAUUCAUAUGAUGAAGUUUCCUCCCAAGGAAGUUCUGCAAGGGCCCAAGAAAGUGGGAAAGGGCAGAAUUCCUCUGCAAGGUUGGAUAAUACUCAUAGGAGGAAUCUUGAAGCUGACAUGGCAUCAAGCCACGGUGUUAGAAUUGAUGAUACAUCCUCUACACGUUUAUCACCCAGUCAUGUCCUUGAUGAUGCUGCUGAUAUUCAGAGUGACUCAAAUAGUUACCAUGGUGACUCACCCUCUGGUGUAAUGGGUGGAGAUUUUGUGUCUCUGGCUGGAAAAGGAGCAUCUCAGAUGAUGCUUCAGGAGGAGCAAGAUCUUUUGAACAUGAUGGCAUCUUCAACAGCUCAUGGUUUUAGUGAUCGUGUUCAUGUUCCUGUGAAUUUAGCUCCAGGUCAUCUACCACUUCCAUUUCCACCUACAAUUCUUACAUCAAUGGGAUAUGCACAGCGAAAUGUGGGUAGUAUUCCCUUGAUUGACGCUUCUUGGGGCACAAACAUGCAGUUUCCUCAAGGUUUAGUCCCUUCUUCAUUGACUCCAUAUUUCCCUGGCAUAGGAUUGACUUCAAAUCCUGAAGAUACAAUUGAAACCAGUAAUGAUAGUUUUAGUGCUGUUGAAAUGAAUCCAGCAGCCAAUAGUGGUUUCUGGCAUGAGCAAGAACGGGGCCCUGUUACUGAGGUUGAAGUUGAUAAUGGGAUUCUGGAUGAUAAACAACAGUCAACUUCUGGCAGUUAUAACUUUGUUUCAUCAUCCCGAGUUAGCAGCUCUGGUAGUUCUGGUAGAAAUCAACAGAAGUUCACUAAAGAAGACAAAGGAUUUACAAGAGAAGAACAUGUUGAUAAUUUUCAAUAUCAAGAUAGCAGGGGAAAUGAGGUUUGUUUCGAUGAUAGAAUGGCAAAUUCUAGGUUAAUCAGUGCUCCUUUGAGUUCCAAGACUAAAACUUCCUCUGAAAGCUCUUGGGAGGGAUCACCAGCAAAAUUUUCAAAGUCAACAAAGGAAAAAAGAGGUAGGAAGAAUAUCCCCUCAGGGGUAUCAACUGGUUAUGGGAAGGGAAAGGAUGUAUCGGAAAUGUCAUCUAACCUGGCAGAUGAUGAAAACGGAGAAAGAUCGUCUUUUUCAACAACUAAUAUGGCAGAAAGAAGUACAGGUGCCCCAGCUGUUGCUUCCAUGCAUGUCCCAAGGCAUCAAGCACCUGGAUUCGAACCAUUUCAGACAAGUGAAUCAGAUUCACUGAUACCUAUAACUCCAGUGCUUUUAGGUGGAGGUUCUCGCCAAAGAGCAGUUGAUAAUUCUGGGGUUGUUCCAUUUGCAUUUUAUCCUACGGGGCCACCUGUACCCUUUUUUAUGCUUCCAGUGUAUAAUUUUCCAACUAAGUCAGGAACUUCUGACACAUCAACAGGCAAUUUUAAUGGGGAAGAAUUGGUGGAUAACAGUGAUUCUGGUCAGAAUUUUGAUUCAUCUGAGGGGUAUGAGCAGCCUCAAGUGUCAAGCCCUCCUAAUUCUAUUAGAAGAGCUACUUGUGAGUCAUCAGAGCAAAAGUCUCACAUUCUUGACAGUGACUUUGCGAGCCAUUGGCAAAAUUUGCAAUAUGGGCGGUUUUGUCAAAACUCACGCCAUCCACCUUCAAUGAUCUAUCCUUCACCUGCACCUCCUGUUUAUUUGCAGGGUCGUUUUCCUUGGGAUGGUCCUGGAAGACCCCAUUCAACUAACGUGAAUCUUGUUGCUCAGUUUAUGAACUAUGGGCCACGAUUAGUACCUGUUGCUCCUCUCCAGUCGGCUUUGAACAGACCUGCCAAUGUUUACCAACGUUUUGCAGAUGGGAUGCCACGUUAUCGAAGUGGCACUGGAACCUACCUGCCAAAUCCUAAAGUUUCUGCUCGAGAUCGACAAUCCACAACCCGAAGAGGAAAUUACAACUAUGAAAGGAGUGAGCACCAUGGUGAUAGGGAAGGAAACUGGAAUAUGAGCUCAAAGCUGCGAGCAACUGGACGUGGUCAUAAUCGCUACCAAACUGAGAGGCCAAACUCAAAGCCAGAGAGGUUGGCAACAAGUGAGAGCCGAGCUGAAAGGCCAUGGCGGUCACAUAGACAUGACUCCUCCAUGUCUUACCACACACAGAAUGGUCCAGUACGCUCAAAUUCCUCACAGAACAGUUCUUCCAAUGUGGCAUAUGGGAUGUAUUCUCUGCCUGGCAUGAACCCCAGUGGGGUCUCAUCAAAUGGACCAACAAUGCCGUCUGUUGUAAUGCUGUACCCCUAUGAUCAUAAUACUGGCUACAGUUCACCAGCGGAGCAUGUGGAGUUUGGAUCUUUUGGACCAAUGGGUUUCUCAGGUGUUCAUGAACUAUCACUAAAUGAUGGAAGCCGAUCUGGUGGAGCAUUUGAGGAGCAAAGGUUUCAUGGAGGUUCUGCUCAACGAUCUUCACCAGAUCAACCCUCUUCACCCCGCGUCCCAAGGUGACAUUGAUUAUUUUGCCAGACCGGUGGCCGAGAAGUGAUUUCAGGUUGAAAGAGGAGGAUAUUCUUCCUACUUAUUGGGAGCUGGGAGACAAGUUGAGUGGAGAACCCUAUCCUCAAUCAGGCGUCAUUCGUGUUCCCAGCCCACUCUUGACUGAGAAGAUUUAUUUGUUCGAGUUAUAGUUGAUCUGUCAUGUGAAAGUUGCCUGUUUCGUGGCCCAGAUGUUGCUUGUACAUUUACCAAGCUAUUAACCAACUUCGUUUAUAUUUGUUCUUCUAACACCUUGUUCAAAGGACGAAGCCACGGUGGCAAAAGUGGGAUGCCUAACUUGGUGGUUAGUUUGUCAUUGAAGGUUGAUACAGUUGUAACAGUAUCAGAUUAGAAAACCGGCCUUUAGGUUCAGAAUUUAGAUAUCUUUUCUUACCCAGUCACAGGUUUUCCCCAGCUACUCUCCUUGACAGUGGAGUAGGAUAUUUGUUUUAGAGGAUGCAGUAGCUCUUCGUCGAAUUUUAUAGCACUGUUUACAAUGUAGCAGUAACAAUAUCAGAAGAUAAUAAUACGCCAUUUAAACCUA